GUGUCGGGGUUGUUUCAUGAUGCCAGCAUUGGAAACCCUAUCAACAUCGUAGUGGUUCGUCUGAUCCUGCUGGAGAAGGAAGAGGAAGACCUGAAGAUCACCCACCACGCUGACAACAGCCUGAGCAGCUUCUGUAAGUGGCAGAAACGGCUUAACGUGAAGGGAGAAGAACACGCGGUCCAUCACGACGUGGCCGUCCUUCUCACCAGAAAGGACAUCUGUACGGCCAUCAAUAAGCCCUGUGAGACCCUGGGCCUGUCUCAUGUGGCAGGAAUGUGUCAGCCCCACCGCAGCUGCAGCAUCAGUGAGGACACGGGCCUGCCGCUGGCCUUCACCGUCACCCACGAGCUCGGGCACAACUUUGGGAUUCAGCAUGAUGGGAACGGCAAUGACUGUGAGCCGAUUGGGAAAAGACCUUUCAUCAUGUCUCCACAGCUCCUGUAUGGCACCUCCACCCCCAGCUGGUCGCGCUGCAGCCGGCAGUAUAUCACCCGCUUCCUCGAUCGAGGCUGGGGCUGGUGCCUGGAUGACCCCCCCAUGCGGGACGUGCUGGAUCUGAACUCUGUUCCCCCCGGGGUCCUGUACAGUGCUGCCCACCAGUGCCGCCUACAGUACGGCUCUGGAUCCCUGCUCUGUGACGACGUGGAUAACGUCUGCAGUACGUUGUGGUGCACUGUGGGGACAACUUGUCACUCAAAGCUGGAUGGUGCAGUCGACGGGACCAGGUGUGGUGAGGACAAGUGGUGCUUUGACGGGGAGUGUGUGGCGGUGGGACACCAGCCUGAGAGCGUCAAAGGGGGCUGGGCUCCAUGGAGCGAGUGGUCUGCCUGUUCCAGAACCUGUGGGGCCGGAGUUCAGAACGCCCAGAGGGACUGCGUCAACCCAGUUCCCAAGUACGGAGGGAAGUACUGCGUGGGGGAGCGAAGGCGCUACAAGAUCUGUAACAGCACCCGCUGCCCCCCCAACCAGCCCUCCUUCAGACUCAUCCAGUGCAGUCACUUUAACACCAUGCUUUACAAGGGCAAGUUCUACAAAUGGGUGCAGGUCAACAACCGAGUGAACCCCUGCGAGCUGCACUGCCGCCCUCUGAACGAGUACUUCUCAGAGAAGAUGCUGGAUGCGGUCAUUGACGGGACCCAGUGCUAUGAGGGCAGCUUGAGCCGAGACAUGUGUGUUAACGGCAUCUGCAAGAAUGUGGGGUGUGACUAUGAGAUUGACUCCAACGCGGUGGAAGAUCGCUGUGGGGUUUGCCAUGGCAACGGGUCUACUUGUGAGACUGUGAAGAAGACCUUUGAGGAGAGUGAAGGGCUUGGGUAUGUGGACAUUGGGCUGAUUCCAGAGGGGGCUCGGGAAAUACGUAUCGAGGAGGUGGCUGAGGCUGGGAAUUUCUUGGCUCUCCGGAGUGACGACCCCGGAAAGUACUUCCUGAACGGCGGUUGGACUAUCCAAUGGAAUGGGGAAUACAAGGCAGCGGGGACGGUGUUCACCUAUGAGAGGACAGGACAACUGGAGAACCUGACCUCCCCUGGACCAACCCUAGAGCCAGUGUGGAUACAGCUACUCUUCCAGGAGACCAACCCAGGGGUGCGCUAUGAGUACACCAUCCAUAGAGAGACUCUUCUGGACUCAGACAAUGACAUCCCUAUCCCCGGUUUCUUCUGGAAGUAUGGCUCAUGGACUGAGUGCAGUGCCACCUGCGGGACAGGUGUCCAGCGACAGAUUGUUCACUGUGUGGAGAGGACCUCUGGGAUAGUAGAAGAGGGCUACUGUGACCCGACGACCCGUCCUGACGAUAAACGAGCCAGCUGCAAUGAGGAGCUUUGCCCAGCCAUAUGGUGGGUGGGCGAGUGGCAGAAGUGCUCGGCCACGUGCGGUGAGAAGGGCUUGGCCAAGAGGACGGUGCUGUGCAUCCAGGCCGUGAGUCUGGAGGAGAACAGAGCCCUGCAGCUCUCUGAAUGUCACCACAUACCCAGGCCUGAGUCAGCGGCGCCUUGUAACGCUCAUGUCCCCUGCCCCGCGGACUGGUCCACAGGCAACUGGUCUGAGUGCUCGCUGACGUGUGGUGGUGGUGUGCGGAGCCGAAAGGUUGUCUGUUCCAGAAACACAGGGGUGGACUGUGACCCCCGAAAGAAUCCCAGUUCUCUUACUCCAUGCUACCUCCAGGACUGUCCUCAGAUCAUCGACGUCUUCGGUGGCAGCAACGACUGGUCUGGCAGUGGUUCGUCAAGCAAGGAAAUCAACGAAAUCAACUCCAUCCCUGACUCUAACCCCCUGCCCAAACACAGUACAACUAGGGCUCAGCCAAGGGCCCCUAACAAUCUGAAUAACAUCAUCCCCCACCUGAAUCACAUUGACAAGACUACUGACAACUCAGUUAAAAACAAUGUACCUGUGGACGAUUUUUACUACGACUACAACUUCAUCAAAUUCCACGAGGACAUUUCCUACGACUUUGGCUUGGGGAACAACGGUAAAGACUUGGUGGAUGAUCUUGGACCAGAUCCACAACAGGAACCUAAACCAAGUUCUAGUGCAGAAGAACAUGUUUACAGAGAAACUACAACAGAUCCUCCCACAGCUACCUCACCCAUUUCUACCACUUUUAAGACAACUCCUUUCAUUAGGGAAGUUGAGGAACCACAAGACCCUAACCUGGACCAUGCAGAGAUUGAUGGAAGACUACAGACGGAGAAACCCAAUGAAGUAGAGCGAGAGGAGGAGGAUUUACUCCUUUCAGAGGACUAUUUUCUACCUGUUUCCACCACACCCUCAGCACCAGUUUUAGAGACCAGGUUAUCACAAAGCUGGAAAGAAACAAACAGUAAUUUUGGUUGGCCUCAUUACCUCAGCACAGCAGCCAGCCCAGUGCCUACUAGCAUGGGAACCACUGAGAACACACAUGGGCCCCAUAGUGAAAAAAAUGAUGAUGAAAACACUGACAUUUAUGUCCAUUUUGAUGUGAAAGACAGCAAUGUUGGUACAACCAUCGAAUGUACCACCACUGCCCCUGUCAGCCAUGACUAUGAAGAUGGCACCGAACCCACAACAAUGGUAGAAGAGGUGAAAGAAGUGGGUGUUUUGGACUACAAUUCCCACCAGGAGACUGCAAUUGGACUACAAUCCCCUGGCUACCAAGAUGAAAAGGAGAGCCCGCUUCCACCCCUGGAUCCACCUUCCCCAGGACCUGUGUUUGAGUUUGAAACAUACGAGGACAGCUUUUUCACCACAACCCUGUCCCAAUGGGAGGCAACCACCUCUCUUCCAUACGAGCCACCAGCCCCAAACUCCACUGGGAAUUACAAUGGCUUUUUCCCUGGUGAACCAGACUUUGAUCAGCAGGACUUUGAAAUUGAGCCCAAAGCUGAUAGCGAAGCCAAUUUAGGGGUCACCGACAGUGACUUCACCGUGACCUCACGUCCUGUGCCUCAGGAGCCACAUCUUCCACCCUCUCCUCUCCCACCUCUUUCCCAUUCACUCUCAGGAAACCAGGAGAACAUCCAACACAGCACAUCAACAACUGGAAGUGACUCUCCUCCUCCUACUCAUCUGGAAGGAGACCCUCAGUCACCACCUCCGUCAAUGUUGACAGAGCCAGCCACAUCCCAGUUAGAGACAGACAUUUCAGCACAGUCCUCCACGACUGGGCCAACUCCAUCUAAAGGGGCCAAUGCGGGCCCUCCAGUCCCCUCCCCAUACGGGUGGUCAGAGAUUGACUACAAUGAGAUCCUCAUCCCCCCCAUGCUGAGAUCCAGGGGCAUGGACCCUUCCCUCACAUACCGACCCCCAGUGGAUGUCACCACAACCACUCCCCAGGAUGGCACGAAACCCCCCACCCAGUCCCCUGAGCCAGCCGUGCCCCCCACCCAGUCCCCUGAGCCAGCCGUGCCUCCCACCCAUUCCCCUGAGCCAGCCGUGCCCCCCACCCAGUCCUCUGUGCCAGCCAUGCUCACUCUGCCAACCCAUUCUCCCACCACACUCUCGUGGACACCAGAGCUGACCCCAGUGCCAAGCCCAGCUUCCACUCCAAACGCCACAGCUUCCUUCUGGAGAGCCGGCAACUGGAGCGCAUGUUCUACUAGCUGUGGUCUGGGGGCCAUCUGGAGGCUGGUGGUCUGCAGCACGGGACUGGAGUCUGACUGUGACCUGACCAAGAGGCCUGUGCCGGCCCGGCGCUGCUACCUCCGACCCUGCUCUUCCUGGAGGAUAGGAAACUGGACCAAGUGUUCCAAGAACUGUGGUGGUGGGGUGACCCGGAUGAUCCAGUGCUUUGACACCAGGGACCAGAGGCCUUUGCGGCCCUUCCACUGUCAGACCGUGUCUACCCGGCCGGUGGCCCGCAUGCCCUGCCUACCCCAGCCCUGCCUGGACUGGUACUCUUCUUCCUGGGGACAGUGCUCUGAGGUGUGUGGGGGAGGGGAGCAGCAGCGUCUGGUUACCUGUCCAGAAGAGGAUCGCUGUGACGAGGCCCAUCUGCCCAGCAACAUCCAGGCCUGUAACAGCCAACCCUGUACCCAAUGGGUCACUGGCUCCUGGGGACAGUGCUCUGCAUCCUGUGGUGGCGGCGUGCAGCGGAGGCUGGUGAAAUGUGUGAACACCAAGACGGAGCCUGAGGAGGAGGAGGAUCAUGCCCAGUGUGACUCUGAGCCCUGGCCAGAAAACAGCCAGAAGUGUAACCUGAAUGAGUGUGACAGCGGCCCCGCUGGUGAGUAAACCACACAACAGCUUUCUGUCUUCAAUCAUGUAUAUGAUAAUAUACACCAUUUAAAAGAUGCUUUCAUCCAAAAUGACGUAUUGUCAUGCGUACAGACAUUUGACAUGUAGGUCAUGGGUGUCCGUAUGGGUGGCCUUGGGAAUCCAACCCACAGUCCGGACGUAUUAAGCACCGUGCUCCGCCAACUAGAUUUUCAUUUCCCAGAAAAUGCUACACUUCCUCUGGUUUCAGCUGAAUGGAUGGGUUAGAUGGAUAGACAGGCAUGUUGUCAGUCACGCCGGAAGGCAAUCGGGCAGAGAGAGACAGACAGAG
Molecule: messenger RNA, 5023 nt
Organism: Oncorhynchus gorbuscha (pink salmon)
Lineage: Eukaryota; Metazoa; Chordata; Actinopteri; Salmoniformes; Salmonidae
Product: A disintegrin and metalloproteinase with thrombospondin motifs 7-like
Biological process (GO): proteolysis; extracellular matrix organization
Cellular component (GO): extracellular matrix
Molecular function (GO): metalloendopeptidase activity
Source: RefSeq, a predicted model, not a curated record